Tetrahymena thermophila SB210 is the source of this 948-nucleotide messenger RNA. RefSeq lists its product as hypothetical. The record is from RefSeq and is a predicted model, not a curated record. The transcript is spliced from 5 exons. Lineage: Eukaryota; Ciliophora; Oligohymenophorea; Hymenostomatida; Tetrahymenidae.
AUGUCUGAAUCACUUUCUUGCUACACAAAUUCUCACUCCGAAAGUUUACAUCCUGCUGAAGCAAUUAGCUAGCAAUAUUAACCUUCCCUCCAUGAUUUCGCAAGCAUCAAAAGCGUUUCUUAUCCUCAACUUUCUAAAACAUACAAUUCAUUUAUUAUUGGAAAAAUGAGAUUUUCUAAGUUGGACUCAUCUAACGGCCUUGAAGUUUAAUAUGAAAAUAUCUUAGAUGAAUUAGACUAAUAAUGUGAAGAAGCAAAAUUGAAAGAUUGUUGCCAUCUUUCUGACAUUUCUGAGACUGCUGCAACUAAAAAAUUAGAGCCAAAGAAAAAGAGAGCUCAAGAAAAAUAGAGUAGUAAUAAAAAUAUCUCUAAGAAAAAAAACUUGCUUUCCAUAACUGUCAAUGCCAGAGUUGUGAAUGACAUUAAAAUAAUUUAAUCAAUUAACUUCAGCUCUUCUUUCAUAGAAUUUUAUCGUCAAACUUCAGAUGAAUUCUAAACAUCCUUCCAUUCUCUACCUUUAGAAGACUAGACAUACUAUGCCAUAUUUUAAACAGCUUUCGAUAAGAUUACUGAGAACCUAAAAGAAAAAUAUGCUCCUUACAUAUGUCCCAUAGAAAAUUAUUUAAACAGAAAAAUUGACACAAAAGUAUGCAUUGAAGUAACUAAAUAGAGCAGUAAAGAUGAAAAUAAUGAGUUGUUGAUUUGCUAAAUCGGUAUAAUACCUAUGGAUUAUUAAUCAACUACUAAUCCUAAUCUUUUCAACAAGCGUAGAGAGGGAAUACAGAAUAACAAAAGCAAAAAAGCUAAAAGAAAUCUUUCUGAACAAGAGAAAUAAUUCCUUUUACUCUACAAGGAAUGCAAUAUCAAUCCAAACUUGAGUGUAUAAAGCGACAUCUUAAAUUAUUUUUAAACAUGCAAAUAUAGAAAAAUUGAACAAAUUGAAUUCUGA